GCAGGCGGGAAAAAGAGCUCUCCGGAGGACUCGAAAAGUCGAAACCCUUCCCAGUUUUCCCCCAAAACUCCCACUGGCUAGGACCGCACGAUGGCGCGGCGGAGGCUGGCGGACGACGGCGACGGCGCCGUCUCCAGGCUUCGAUUCGCACCAUCCUCGAACAAUAUGGUGGUGUCUUCCUGGGAUUCGGGGCUGCGGCUGUACGACGCGGAGGAGUCCACGCUCCGGCUGGAGGUGGAGUGUGAGGCAGCGCUUCUCGACUGCUGCUUCAAGGAUGAGACGGUGGCGUUAGCAGGCUGUUCGGAUGGAUAUGUAAUAAGGUAUGACUUGCAUUCAGGGGUUCAAGAUACAGUGGGGCUGCAUGAUGAUGGCGUUACCAGCACUGAGUUUUCUGAGAUUACUGGUCAAGUUGUGACGGCUGGCCUUGACAAGAAGUUAUUUUUUUGGGAUACACACACAAGUGUAAGGCCUGACAGCACUGUACCAUUAGAUUCAAUUGUGGCAUCACUUUCAGUCAGUGGCAUGUAUAUAUUAGUCGCUGUUGAGAGAGAUGUUUACUGGUAUGACAUGAGGAAUCUAACAGGACCAGUUAAAGUGAAAGAUUCACCUUUGAAACAUCACAUUAGAUGUCUUCAUGCUUCUCCGGGAUGGAACGGUUAUGCAGCAGGAUCUAUAAGUGGAACUGUUGCAUUGAAGUAUUUUGACCGUGGAGUAGAUGGUGAUAUGAGAUUUACUUUCCGAUGUCAUCCGAGAUCCAGAGAUGGAACAUCCAGUUUGGUUCCCAUAAAUAGCAUGGCCAUUCAUCCGUUCAAGAAAACUUUUGUCACUGGAGAUAAUGAAGGAUAUGCCAUCUCCUGGGAUGCCCAGUCAAAAAAGAAGCUGCUUGAGUUCCCAAGCUAUUCAGGGAGUGUGGCUUCUGUAGCGUAUAACCAUAGCGGUGAGCUUUUGGCAGUUGCGUCAAACUACAAUCAUCAAGAAGCAGAUAAAGUGGUGGCGGUGGAGAGGCACCAGAUAUACAUCGAAACGAUGCAGAACAUCCAAGGAAAGUCCCCCAUAGAGUAGAAGCUCUCUACCAAAAUUGGACCUGCCUACGUUUUGUACAACCAGUGGAGCCAAACAUGCUCCCCCGUAUUUCCCCCCUCUAACAUUAUUGAGCUGGGCAAAGUGUAGCAGCAUGUUGUAUUUUGUUGUAUGUUUUAGGCAUUGUUUUUUUUUUGUAUGUAUGUUUUAGGCAUUGUUGUUGCAUAGGUUAGCACCAAUUCCUUGUCCCAGCUUGUGUACGCAAUAGAAACUUGACUCCAACCCAUUGUUGUAUUUUUAAACUAUCAUGCAAUUGUAGAGUUGAACUUUGAUCCUGCAUAAA
This is a messenger RNA of Brachypodium distachyon (stiff brome), 1363 nucleotides long. Its product is annotated as mitotic checkpoint protein BUB3.3. Gene Ontology annotation, biological process: mitotic spindle assembly checkpoint signaling. The transcript has 9 exons. The coding region runs from base 91 to 1062 and encodes 323 amino acids. Gene Ontology annotation, molecular function: ubiquitin binding. The record is from RefSeq and is a predicted model, not a curated record. Gene Ontology annotation, cellular component: phragmoplast; bub1-bub3 complex; mitotic checkpoint complex. Lineage: Eukaryota; Viridiplantae; Streptophyta; Magnoliopsida; Poales; Poaceae.